Rhipicephalus sanguineus (brown dog tick) is the source of this 5732-nucleotide messenger RNA. It is a transcript of the gene BckdhA, whose product is annotated as 2-oxoisovalerate dehydrogenase subunit alpha, mitochondrial. The transcript has 9 exons. Lineage: Eukaryota; Metazoa; Arthropoda; Arachnida; Ixodida; Ixodidae. Gene Ontology annotation, biological process: branched-chain amino acid catabolic process. Gene Ontology annotation, molecular function: oxidoreductase activity, acting on the aldehyde or oxo group of donors, disulfide as acceptor. Bases 110 to 1459 code for a protein of 449 amino acids. The record is from RefSeq and is a predicted model, not a curated record.
UUUCGAUCCGAAGCGCAGUCGUUGAGCUAGCCACUUCGCUCAGCUGCUGCCAAUCGCUGUAUUUUUGUUUCCAACGCGACAGCGACGGGCGGCAUUCCUGCUUGUUACGAUGGCAGCCAGGACAACGGCGCGAAUUCUCUGCGCUCUCUCGCAAACGGGGAGGCGAAAUCCGCACCGUCGACUAUACCGCACAUCGGCGAUCUGCGGGCAACAGCGGGGCAGCAGCUCCUCAGUCCCACCGCUGGAUGACACCAGCCGACCGCAGUACCUGGGUACCAAGUGCGACUGGACCGAGAGCAUCGAGUUCCGCACGCACGUUGUCUCCGAAGGGUUCCCAGUCUACCGUGUCCUCAACCGCGAUGGGAAGCCUAUUGUGCCCUCUGAGGAUCCUCAGCUGUCGGAGCAGGUGCUGCUCAAGAUGUACAAUGGCAUGACGCUGCUGAACAGCAUGGACCGAAUCCUGUACGAGUCACAAAGGCAAGGGCGCAUCUCUUUCUACAUGACCAACUUUGGCGAGGAGGGCACACACUUUGGCAGCGCUGCUGCACUGGACAACAAUGACCUCAUCUACGGACAGUACCGAGAAGCAGGAGUGCUGGUGUGGCGGGACUACCCACUGGCUCAAUUCAUGGGCCAGUGCUACGGCAACGAGCUGGACGACUGCAAGGGACGAGGCAUGCCCGUGCACUAUGGCAGCGACAAGCACAACUUCGUCACCAUCAGCUCACCGCUCGCCACACAGAUGCCCCAGGCUGUGGGCUCUGCAUACGCGUUCAAGCUCGCUCAAAAGAAGAACUGCGUCGUCUGCUACUUUGGCGAGGGUGCCGCCAGUGAAGGCGACGCCCAUGCUGCCCUCAAUUUUGCCGCCACUCUUGACUGUCCGGUCAUCUUCUUUUGCCGAAAUAAUGGCUACGCCAUUUCAACCCCAGCCCAUGAACAGUACAAAGGUGAUGGAAUCGUUGCAAGAGGUCCUGGCUAUGGCAUCGCAUCGAUACGUGUUGACGGCAACGAUGUCCUGGCUGUGUACAAUGUCACAAAAGCUGCUCGCCAAAUCGCAGUUGAGGAAUGCAAACCAGUGCUCAUAGAGGCCAUGACCUACAGAAUCGGUCAUCACAGCACAUCAGAUGACAGCUCAGCAUACCGGUCUGUGGACGAGGUUCGGUCCUGGGACCGGAACGACCACCCCAUCACCCGCUUCCGGAACUACCUCGUCCACCGUGGAAUCUGGGACGACGCCAAGGAGGAACAGUGGAAGAACGAGACCAAGAAGCAGAUCAUGCAGGCAUUUGCACGUGCUGAGAAACUGAAGAAGCCGCCAGUGAAGUACAUGUUCACGGACGUCUACAGACAAAUGCCCGAUUCACUGCAGGAGCAGUGGGAACUAAUGAGGCAGCAUCUGCAGCAGUAUAAGGAGCACUAUCCACUCAGCUCCUUCAAAGAGCUUCCCGACGGUGAAUAGGAAGCAAAGCCUUGCGCUACUCGACUGAAACAUGCUACGCUGUGCAAGACAAGUUUUUAAUGAAUUGUGACAUAUUGAAAUGUCGGGCGAAACUGUCACUGCUACAUCGUGAAGUGAAUUUGAUCGUGGCUCAGAAAGUUUCCCAAGAGCGCUGGAACGAACGGAGCCAAAUGGAACUGCACAGAGAUGCAGUUCUUACGCUGCUUUAUUUUAGCUCUUCGAGCAUUUCAGUCGCACUUAUUGUGACUGAGGUUCAAAAUGUGAGUGUUGUGAAGUGUCCAGAUCUGCGUGCGCAGAAAGGCAUCAUAAAAAUAAUCGGGCAACCUGUGUUUUUUAUGGUUCCAUUCAAAAGCACUGAAGAGAAAAUGUUUUCUGACAAAACAGUGCGAUUGUAUAUGCCGCGAACUUUUUCUUGUACAGGUGGUUUCUAUCACGGGGGAAAAUUGUGAAAAUGUCUCCUUUUGUGACAUUUACUUUUUAGCUUGUUCAUUUGCAGGUUGUCGUAGUUUGUUGGCCAUAGUGCAAAAAUUGGGUGAAAAGUUGCACAGGUGAUCAUCACCGUAUGAGCUUCGUUUCUGUAGCAACAGGGCGGUUAAUUAACCAACCACGGUUAAUGUUUUGCUAGUGCAAGCACCGUGUAUUCUUCAAUAAACAACAAUCAGCUACAAUUUUAAGUUGACAAUUUACCGAAUUCAGACCACAUGACAUUUGAAAAUAUUUAAUGCUGCCGUAUUUCUGAUGGAGACAAGAAAGUACGGGAUGAUGUGCUUAUGACUUUUACAAGCCUUGCUCAAUGUGUUCAAAGUGCGUUCAGGAAAUUGAAGAAUGGUACAUUGAAAGCCAAUUUUCAUCCUGCAGAAACGCUAAAGGAUAAGGUUUUCCUCUUUAGUGCCUGUGAGCCUUUGAUUUGGUCCUUUAUAGUAUUCUAUUUUUACCAAGUGAACAGAAGUAGUGUUUUAGCUAAAUUCCAGCUUGACAUCGACUCACUCGCAAAUGUUCACCAUGCCAUAACUUUUGUCCAAAUUGGUUUAUAACAUUCAUUCAUUCACAUUUUACUGCAUGCACUUUUCAUUCCAGAUUAUUGUUAUAUGUUCAUUUACUUUGUAACUCAGUUUAGGAAAACCUUGCUCUCGAAACGACACAUGAAAUUUUUGAUAUUUUAGAAGCUACGCAUUGUUUUUGAAAAGUAAUUUCAUAUUUGAAAUCAGCACACAAAUAUACAUAAACUCUGCAAGAUUGAUCGAAAUAGAUCAGUAAUAUUUGAAAAAAUUUUAAAAGCAAUGUUAAAACAACAGAUAUUUGUAUUACAGUGAGACACUUAAAUGUUUCUCUGUCUUGCCCCUUUUAAGCAACAUUUAUGUGAAUGCCACUGAGAUAUAACAAGCAUUCAGUGUUUAAAAACAAAGGUGCAUCAUUUUUACACAUUGUCUAGUUCUCUUCUUAAGUGUUUGUGCGAGAAAAUUGAACUUGUCCCGAUAUUUUUGCGCCAUGCAUGGACGAAGAACCUUGCUUGCUGAAUUGUGGCACCAAACUGUGAUUGUUCAUAAGAUGUCACUGAACAUUCGUAAUCGUAAUGGUGCUAAUUUCAAGAUUUUUCUUGAUAACAUACAAAAGUUCACACCAAAGAACUUUCGCACGUCGCAACAGUUGUAAAUUGCACUGUGCCAUCUGCAACUGUGAAAUGAUGGGCGCACAACAACAAUAUUUUAUGUCAUGAUUUCAAAGCCAUCGAUCUUGCGUGCUCUCUAAAGAGAGAAAUGACAAUUAUGUCAUCAAUGCAAAAAUGUUGCCACUCUGAUCUAAGUAAACUGUGAGUUGAAAGCAUUGUGAGUUGAACGACUCGCAUUGCAGAAAGAACUGGCAGGUGUUUUAUCUGUUACAGCAAAAGCCUUUCUUGACAUUAAUAGCAUUCAAAACUGCAUUCUCUUAUCUCUAAGGAUCACUAAUGACUGGAUUUCUCAUGUGAGCUUUUGUUACUUUCUCUUCCUGGAGUUCAAGUGUCUCCAUAGUUCUCUUUGAAGAAAUAUCAACAGCAACUGUUUGUAACCACUGAUAAGCUGCGUUUUUGAGUUCUGUAAAUGCCUGCGGAUAAACACGAUCUUUACUCGGGGUUUCGGAGGCUUAAAUGACUCGAGAAUGGCAUUAAAAUCUUCCUCUCAGGAUUUGUAAAGAUCUUGUGGUGCAAAAUGUGACAGUUUUGUACAAACGUUAAGUUUAGCUUAUGAUAUUGCAUUCAUUCGCUUCGUAAAAAAUAAUUUGAACUCUUGUCACAACGCUGCAUAAUUGAUGCAGAAAGCUUUUUGUGAAUCAUCACACACACUUUGUGUGGUUUUAUUCUGUGAAAUGUGUGUCACUUCUCUAAGCUGGUUCAAAUUUAAAAGAUCGCAAGCUUAGUGAAGAAAAAUUUUGGAAAGCUCACUUUUGAAAUGUAAAAACUUUUAUGCGAGCCACUCUCGGCUGUGUUUCUUUUAAAUUUGUUUAUUAUUUUUUUCUUAGUGCAUCUUGUUUACUGGACAUGCACUCAGCAAUGGGGAUUGUUUAUUGCACCCUUGUAAUCCAAUUUAUGGGCAUGUUGUAUAGUAGUAGCAUCUGUGACCUCAUACCUCUUCCCCUUGUUCCUUUCUUCUGCACUGUUCUGUGAUAUGUUUUGUUUGUUUUUUUCUUAUCUAAUUGCUGUCACGCUUCGACAUGUGGCAAUGAUAUUGUGAUGGAUCUUGUGUGGCUGAUGGUUAACCUCGUUCAGUUGAAUGUAAAGAUAUAUUGAAUGAACUUAUGAUUGAUGGUGCUGUUUAAGUGCUAUCAUGUUCACUGUGUAAAUACUACACUCGAAAUCAGAUGUGCCAAAAAAAAAAUAUGAGGUGCGAUGUGUUUGGCAUCCUAGUUGUGCGCAUACACAGCGACUUUGUAGAGGCUUAUAAGAUAAACACCAUUUUGCAGUGGUGCUCAUCAGCGUAUUGAGAGUAGUGUCUGGAACUACUAGAGAGUGGUCACUAGAACAGCAAAUUUAUUUAUCUAACUAGCAGUAGGGAGUUUUAGUACAGCGUACAUUGCAUACUCAAGAAUGCCAUGCAUUGCAUAAAGCACAUGAACAGAAAUUCUGCACACAUGUUCUAUGCAAAAGUGCCAUCCUCAUGUAUGCAACGCCACUACAGACACAUACGCUCUACCAAAGCUUCCUAAUGUUUUUAUGUAUUGCUUUAUGCACCCUUGAAAUCUAUUUCAGUUUCGAUGAUUUCAUCUUGAACUCUUCAGGUAAUGCUCCCUGAACCAGCCAAGCCAUUUAAAACAGCUUUUAAAUAGUAAACCCCUCCACAGCAUAGUUUUCUAACAAAUAAAUUCAAAUGAUUGAAGUAGAAGUGGUGGAGGAUAAUUGUUCGCAAAUUGCAAGAGAAAAAGCAAAAGUGUAAUGCUAAGAACUUCUUGCUUUUUCUCUGUGAUCGCAGUUUAGGUUGUGGUUGUCAGCCUAAACUGCGAGCUGCACCCUACAAGGUGUAUUGCAGCUUUUAAGAGCACUGUAACUCUUAGCAUGCAGUUAGAGUUUCCUGUGCUCUAUCUACCUGAGGACAAAAGACUUGUGCAUUGUUCCAUCCCAUGUAAAUACUGUGCUGAAUACUAUGAUGUAUGUGCAGUUGGGUGGCUACGAUGAAAUUGGAAAUAUCGCAAGUUGUGUGUGCCACUUUAAUCUUGCGUGCUAUUGCGUAAACUUUCAAUAUGUGCAUAUGUUUUCGGCAAACAAUCGGCUUCCGGGUUGAUUUCAGUACAACCGAAAGUUCUGCAAUACCAUGAUAGCUGCCGAACAUUCUAAUUUCCUUAUCGUAUGCAUGUGUAUACUGAAAGCACAUUGGUCAAAGACUCAUAUUAAGGAUUACGCAGAGUGGCCUGUGUGUUUACCUCGACGAAGUGCAAGUUCAGGAAUGGUCUUUUAUAGCAGUGUUUCAGUGUGAGCUUUGCACUGCCGUCUAGACAGUAGUCUAUGUAGAUGGUCUUUAUGCAUUCCACAGUGGCAAUGUUUGAAAACGUGUUGGUGUGCCAUGAGCAAAAUUUUCAGCGCGAACUGCAAGUGAACAACAUGAGAGCUGAUGGCAGUUUUCCAAACUCUUUUAUUCUUUUCUUGUGAGUGUUUGUGCACAAAUUCUGUGUUAUUGUCUUCCAUAAUGUGUUGUCGCACUGUUCAUCGUUUCUCACGGUUCCAGUCAAUACUCAUUGUUCAUAUAUAAGUUGUUUUCAACAUGGACAGAAUGCUUUUUGUUGCAGUAAAGAUUUCUUUUACCGA